AUGCGUCUUACUGAUACCCAGAAGAACCCGCGAUCAAAACGUGUCACAGAACAAUCCGCCCAAUCGACUUUUUCGACUUUUUCCCUGAAUCCCGACAAAUUAGGCGACCUUGUACAAUCCAAAGAUGUCCAGGAGUUCCAUGCCCUCGGUGGGUUAACAGGUUUAGAGGAAGGACUGCGAACCGACCUCCACUCCGGUCUGAGCCUGGACGAGACAUUCCUAGAUGCUCCUGUGAAUGUCGCGGCGAGUAUUACAAGCACCGCACCAACAGAAAAGGUCGUUAUCCAUGAACCACCAAUCCCGACAGAGCUCAGUCACGAUGCAUUCAUCGAUAGAAGGAAAUUCUUCGGGGACAAUCGCCUACCCAUAAAACCAUCCCCGAGCUUCAUAUCAUUGAUGUGGGCAGCCUACAACGACCAUGUGCUAUUCCUUCUAACAGGCGCUGCUAUUAUCUCGCUUGCUUUAGGGCUGUACCAGACAUUUGGAACUAAGCAUACUCCUGACAACCCGCCCGUUGAAUGGGUGGAGGGCGUUGCCAUCCUCGUCGCUAUUGUCGUCAUUACUCUUGCCGGUGCUGCGAACGACUAUCAAAAGGAGUACAAGUUCCGGAAACUCAAUAAGAAACAGCAAGAUCGUAAUGUCUGGGUCCUUCGAUCUGCGAGGGUUCAUGAGGUUCCUAUAUCAGAGGUUGUUGUUGGUGAUAUUGUCCAGAUCAGUCCUGGGGAUAUCGUGCCUGCUGAUGGGGUGUUGAUAAGGGGCCAUCAGGUCAAAUGCGAUGAGUCCUCGGCAACUGGCGAGUCUAAUCCGGUUGAUAAGAGCAUUAUCGAUACAAUUGGUCCUGAUGGCUCUCAUGAGGUCGACCCUUUCAUCCUCUCUCAUACCAAAGUCGUGGAAGGAGUCGGUAUGUACCUUGUCUUGGCUACAGGCACGAAAUCAAGCUACGGAAGAAUCCUACUCUCUCUCGACACCGAUCCAGGGUUCACCCCGCUUCAAGUACGGCUCAGCAGUCUUGCAAAGAACAUCGCGCGCUUUGGUGCACUUGCGGCGCUUGUACUGUUCGUAAUCUUGUUCAUCCAGUUCUGUGUCGGUCUCCGGAAUAGCACCGAAACAGCCUCGGAAAAGGGACAAUCGUUUUUGAAUGUUUUCAUUCUGGCCUUGACUGUCGUUGUGAUCGCAGUCCCCGAAGGACUUCCCUUAGCAGUUACACUUGCGUUGUCGUUUGCCACUACUCGAAUGAUGAGAGACAACAACUUGGUUCGGCAGCUCCGAGCAUGUGAAACGAUGGGACAAGCCACGGAUAUCUGUUCAGACAAGACGGGAACGCUGACACAAAAUGAAAUGACUGUUGUCUCGGGUUUCUUUGGAGCUACCUCGAAAUUUACUGAUCGAGCUAGCAGUACAAACAUUUUGGACGAAGAAAAGUCCUCAUCUGUGGCAAAAUGCAUGAGCGGUCUCUCGGGUCAAUCGAGGUCGCUUUUGAGGCAAUCUAUCGCGAUCAACUCGACUGCAAUUGAAAGCCAAUAUGACGGGGGUCGGCAGUUCCUUGGGCCCCAAACAGAGGCCGCCUUAUUAAGAUUCUCCCAGGACUAUCUCGAGCUUGGUCAGGUCAACGUUGAUCGUGCUAGUGUGGAAGUUGUGGAUCUUUUGCCCUUUGAUGCUUCUCGCAAAUACAUGGUCACAGUUGUAAAACUGGCUAGUGGGUUAUAUCGAUCGUAUGUGAAGGGUGCUCCUGAGAUUCUCCUUGGGAAAUGUGUGGCCACAAUUGCACAGCCAAUGCAGGGGCUUGAUACUGCUCCAAUCACCGAGGAGGGUAUUGAACAAAUACGCCAGACAAUUACUCAGUAUGCCUCACGAUCCUUGCGCACCAUUGCGAUUUGCUUCCGUGAUGUUGAGGAUUUGCCUUUUAGAGGCGAGGGGGAAACUGUCGACUUUGAAGAGCUGAUAAAAGGGCUUACAUUUCAAGGAAUUUUGGGUCUACAAGACCCUCUCCGGGUCGAUGCUUGGGAUGCUGUAGAUACCAGCCAUAAAGCAGGUCUCACUGUGCGCAUGGUUACCGGUGACAACCUUCUAACAGCAAGAGCCAUUGCAGAAGAAUGUGGAAUUAUCAAUAGUCCAGAUGAUCUUGUGAUGGAAGGCGAUGAAUUCCGUGCGCUAGACGAAUUACAGCAGAAGGAGCUAGUUCCACGCCUCAAAGUUCUUGCUCGAUCUCGUCCAGAUGAUAAACGCGUUCUGGUACAGCGUCUGAAGGAGCUUGGGAGAGUCGUUGCUGUCACUGGAGACGGCACCAACGAUGCCCCCGCCCUUGCAGCUGCUGAUAUUGGAUUCUCGAUGGGAAUAUCUGGCACUGAAAUUGCUCGUGAGGCUUCCUCUAUUGUCCUGCUGGAUGAUACAUUCUCUUCGAUUGUCAAAGCUAUCAUGUGGGGAAGAGCAGUCAGCGAUGCCGUCAAGAAAUUUUUGCAGUUCCAAAUCACCAUCACCUUCACCUCCGUGGGCCUGGCAUUUGUCUCGGCGGUAGCCAACUCGUCACAGCAGUCGGUUCUGACACCAGUGCAGCUCAUGUGGGUAAACCUCUUCCAAGACACUCUUGCCGCUCUGGCGCUAGCAACUGACCCUCCUCCUCGCCGGAUCCUUAACCGCAAACCUGAAGCAACAUCUACACCUUUGAUUACUCCUACCAUGUGGAAGAUGAUUAUUGGCCAAUCUGUGUAUCAGAUGGCAGUAACACUCGUCCUGUACUUCGCGGGGGCUUCUAUUUUCUCUUAUCACAGUGCUCUUCAAACAUCGCAGUUACAGACUGCUGUUUUCAAUACCUAUGUCUGGAUGCAGAUAUUCAACAUGUACAACAAUCGACAAAUUGAGCGAUCAUUUAACCUCAUCGAAGGAAUUCAUCAUAACUGGCUCUUCAUAGCAAUCACCUGCAUCAUGACGGGCGCUCAAAUCCUCAUUAUGUUCGUCGGCGGGCGGGCAUUCUCAAUCACAAAGUUGACUGGCGAUCAAUGGGCAUAUUCCAUCGUUCUUGGUGCCAUAUCUAUUCCCUUCGGGUUUCUUCUACAGGCUAUUCCCACUGUCGUUAUUGAUAAACCAAUGGCAGGCAUGGGGAGGCUAUGGGACCGCUUGCGCCGUCGGUGA
Messenger RNA from Penicillium vulpinum, 3129 nucleotides. RefSeq names its product ATPase P-type K/Mg/Cd/Cu/Zn/Na/Ca/Na/H-transporter. Gene Ontology annotation, cellular component: membrane; intracellular membrane-bounded organelle. Gene Ontology annotation, molecular function: P-type calcium transporter activity; ATP hydrolysis activity; ATP binding. Bases 1 to 3129 code for a protein of 1042 amino acids. The record is from RefSeq and is a predicted model, not a curated record. Gene Ontology annotation, biological process: intracellular calcium ion homeostasis; calcium ion transmembrane transport. The transcript has 3 exons. Lineage: Eukaryota; Fungi; Ascomycota; Eurotiomycetes; Eurotiales; Aspergillaceae.